Messenger RNA from Thamnophis sirtalis, 762 nucleotides. The record is from RefSeq and is a predicted model, not a curated record. NCBI's taxonomy places the organism in Eukaryota, Metazoa, Chordata, Lepidosauria, Squamata, Natricidae.
GGGAAGAAGCAAAGAAGGAAGGAAGGAAAGAAAGGGAGAGAGGAAGGAAGGAAAGAAACGAAGCGGGGCCGCCGUCGCCAGAACAACAGCUGCAGCCGCCCGCCAGCAUCUCCUCCUCCUCCUCCUCGCCGCCGUCGCCGCCAUCGCGGGCCGGGGAGUCGCGGAGCUUCGGGCCGGGGAGAACGCAGGGCCCCGGCGGCGGCGGCGGCGGCUGCCAUGGAGCCCAAGCACAAAGAGCUGUUGGCCCAGUGUCAGCAAAGCCUGGCGCAGGCCAUGACCGAGGUGGAGCAGGUGAUCGAGCUGCUGGAGGCGGCGGCCGUGCUCAGCCCCCGCGACUUGCACCAGCUGCGGGAGGCUGGCCUGAGGAUGGCCGCCGGGGGAGAAGGCGAGGAAGGAGACGGCGGCGGAUCUAGCGAGCCGAUCCCGGCCAGCGUGGGCAAGGCCGAGCUGCUUCUCCAGCUGCUGCUGGCCAAGGAGCGGGAUCACUUCCAGGACUUGCGGGUGGCGCUGGAGAAGACCCAGCCUCACCUGCUCUCCGUCCUCUACCUGAACACCCAGGAGGUGCAGCCGGGAGAGUCGGCAGGAUCAACGUAUAGCGUUCUUUCUAUAAUGCCUUCGGACUCUGAAAGCAGUAGUUCUCUCAGCAGUACUGCCAAGAAACAUAGCCGACAGCUUCACAAAUUCCUGUUUGUGAAAAAGAACUUUAUUCUGAAGCUUUAUGAACACAACAAGACCUUAGGGGACAUGAUUCAACAAGCAUGA